GCUGGAAACACAAUUAAACAUGCCUUAGUCUACAUAUUUUUGAGCGAGCUACAAAAUCCAAUCUUUUCUUGGGCUUUUAAAACAGCUUUUAUUGACAUAUUUUGCUUUUACAUCAUAUAUAUUCUUUUCUCUAUCCCCCCUCCCAGAACCACUUCUACAAGAAUAAGAGGAAAAAGCAGUUUAGCAAAAGUAACCAACAUAGCAAAAAAGCCUGACAUUCUAAGUAGUGUUCCACAUUGUAGUCCUCAUGAGGAAAAAGUCGUUACAUACACUCAUAGUAUACAUUGUUUUGCUUCAUAUCAGUUUAUAUCUACCUUACUUUCCCUAUAUUCAUCAUAUUCAUCUUUUUAACUUAACAGUAAUAUUCUGUUACAUAUUAUUUGCCUUUGGCUUUUCAAAACCAAAUGAAUACAAAUGCAUUGCAAAGAUAUAAAACCAAGCUUAUCUUUUACUAUAUUUUGUAAAGUGAUUUAUUUCAAAGGACAGAAGUACCUUCUACAAGUAACAUCUCAGAAAAUAAUUUCAUUAAGCUUUCUUUAAAAUACAAGAUAUGCAUAAAUAUCCCUAACAAGCUUCAUGUUACUUUGGACUAAGUAUAGAAACCACCGAAAUUUUACAAGUAUAACUGGGGGAAUCUUUUGGAAAUAAUAAAGCACAUCAAAGUUUACAAUCCCUUCCUCACAAUCUAAUGAGAUGGAUAUAAUCUUAUCUACUCUACUUCACAAACUAGGGCUCAAAAAAAUUAAAGAGAAAUGUCCAGAGUAGAGAUAACUGGAACCUCGGUAUUCUGACUCGAGAUCAAUUUCAUUUCUAUCAUCCAUAGAAACUCUCUGGCUUACAUAAUCAAACACAAAUUUUGUCUUUUUAAACAAACAAACAAAAACUAAGGACUUAGGUGCACUAUUGCAUCAAGGCCACAUUAUGGUCGAAUUCCUAAACGUCCCAACUUUUUUUUACUUUAGCAUCCCCACACAAUUUAAUGGGAAAUUACUCCCCCUACUUUGUGUACCUCUCUCUAUAACAGCUACAAGAAAAACCUAAAAUUUUAAAGUUAAAAGAACUGAAGAUGACAUAUGUAAAGAAACCUUUCUAAGAAUAAAACAUUACGAUAUAAUUAACACAAAGGUGGAACCUUGUGGUUACCAACACAUAGAGGAGAGAAACAAGUUUCUCAGGUGCCCAAAAUAUUUUGCUACUCAUUUUGGCAUAACCAUUAGGCAUUCAUUUCUUGGCAAACAAUGAGAAAAUACAGUGUUUUCAGGAGUGAUUCUUCCAAUAUUACAAGUGCUUACAUAUGCAGCCACUCAAGUUUUUUCUCAUUGGGACUGAAAGCAUCAACACCCAUACAUACUACCAGAAAGGAGUAAUGAAAAAAAAAAAUACACCAAUUGGGAAUCAAGAAAGCAAAGGUCCAAAUACUGACUAUUGAUACAUACUUUUCUAACUAGGCCUGAUUGUUGGGGGCAGGGUCAGCUGUAGGAAAAAAUGAGGAAUUUGCACGAUACUUUCUGGGUCUUAAGGAGAAAUUCAGACUGUCCCCUAUUCAGUUCUGCUGGAAUUUCUUCUAAAGUAAAAAUGUAGUUUUGAAUAUAUCAUAAAAUACAGUAUUCCUGUCUCCAAUUUCCUACAAAGUGAAAGGGCUAACUUAUUUUAUGACGCCCAUUUUACAGGUGGGGAAACAGAAGCUCUCACAGCUGGUUUUGGGGAGGGGUGCUUUCUGGAUAUUUCCACCACUCUCCCUAGAUUAGAGCUACCUUCCUGUUUUCCUUUCUAGUUUCACUUAGCGGCCCACCCACGAUCAGCUUCCCUUAAAGCAGGACGCUAAUAGAGAAGACGCCCUGACCUCUCCACCCAGCUUGAAGACCGAGUCUGCUAACGCGGUUGCUCGCUGCAGCAUGGAUCUACCUUCUGCGCGCAAGCGCGUAAGGGCCCGCCCAGGACUUAUUUCACAGUUCCCAAUCAGCCCUGCUCCCGCCUCCCUACGGAGGCUUUUCAAACCACAAGAGCACCAAAAAAGUCACCCCCUCCCCCUUCCGCACCCCUCCUGCGUGCGCGCUCCUCGCCUCCUGCGUCACCCGGGAGGCGCGCGCCCGAGCUGCCGCCGCCGCCGCCGCCGAAUAUCCAACAAGGAGCGAGCCCAGUGGCCGCCGUCCUCGCCAGCGGAGUCGCCGCCGCCGUCCCCUUCCCUGCCCCCGUCGUUGGGCGUUUGAGCAAGACUGGUUUCGAUUCUCCCCGAGGACUUAUAAUCCUGGGGGAGUUACUACAUUACUGGUAAUUGGUAUCCUCAUCUGACUAAUCAUGGCAACCCCUGAUGUGAGUGUCCACAUGGAGGAAGUAGUGGUUGUGACAACACCUGACAAUGCAGUUGAUGGCAGUGGUGUAGAAGAAGUGAAAACUGUGUUGGUGACAACAAACCUGGCUCCUCAUGGGGGAGACCUUACAGAAGACAAUAUGGAAACAGAAAAUGCAGCAGCUGCAGCUGCAGCUGCUUUCACAGCUUCUUCACAGCUGAAGGAAGCAGUAUUAGUGAAGAUGGCUGAAGAGGAGGAGAGUUUGGAGACUGAGAUUGUUUAUCCCAUCACCUGUGGAGAUAGUAAAGCCAACUUGAUAUGGAGGAAGUUUGUAUGUCCUGGCAUUAAUGUGAAAUGUGUUCAGUAUGAUGAGCAUGUGAUCAGCCCUAAGGAGUUUGUCCACUUGGCUGGCAAGUCAACUCUGAAGGACUGGAAAAGAGCAAUCCGCAUGAAUGGGAUCAUGCUCAGGAAGAUCAUGGAUUCUGGAGAGCUGGACUUUUAUCAACAUGACAAGGUCUGUUCCAACACCUGCCGCAGCACUAAAAUCGACUUGUCUGGUGCCAGAGUGGCUUUAAGUAGUCAGACUUCAACAGAAUACAUCCCUAUCACUCCUGCUUCUGCAGAUGUGAAUGGGUCUCCUGCUACAAUCACCAUAGAAACUUGUGAGGACACUGGUGACUGGACUACCACCAUUGGAGAUGAGACUUUUGCCUUUUGGCGAGGGCUGAAGGAUGCUGGUCUCUUAGAAGAAGUGAUUCAAGAGUUUCACCAGGAGCUGGUAGAGAUGAUGAAGGGAUUGCAGCAGCGUGUUCAGGAUCCUCCUUUACAGCUUCGAGAUGCUGUCUUACUCAACAAUAUUGUACAGAAUUUUGGAAUGUUGGAUUUAGUGAAGAAAGUCCUGGCUAGUCACAAGUGCCAGAUGGACCGGUCCAGAGAACAGUACACUCGAGAUUUGGCAGCUUUAGAGCAGCAGUGUGAUGAGCACCGGAAAAGAGCCAAGGAACUGAAGCAUAAAUCCCAACACCUGAAUAAUGUACUAAUGACUUUGACCCCUGUCUCUCUUCCACCACCAAUGAAACGUCCCCGACUUACAAGGGCUACAUCUGGGCCAGCUGCCAUAACCUCUCAAGUACUGACCCAGUCUGCACAGAUAGCCCUCACUCAAGGAGUACCAGUCUCUCAGCUUGCCAACCUACCCCUGAGCAAAGUGGUAUCUACUCUUCCAUCUACCAUAUUGGGGAAAAGUUCAACCCAAGUUUCUCCUGCGAGUUCCCCAGCCUCACCACUACUUGGGGGAUAUACUGUAUUGGCUUCUUCAGGUUCUAAUUUCCCCAGCACUGUGGAGAUCCAUCCUGAUGCUUCCAAUCUCACUGUACUCAGCACAGCAGCAAUGCAGGAUGGCAGCACUGUGGUUAAAGUGGUGAGCCCUUUCCAACUGCUCACUUUGCCUGGCUUGGGUACCACCAUACAGAACGUAACACAGGUGUCUCCUAGUGGUAGUACAAUUGUGACCGUGCCAUCUAGCGCUGUGGAGAGUGGAGCAACAUCAGAGGAGCAUACCACCAUUGAGGUAACCACGGUGUCAGAAGAUCAUGAUCAGAAGUAAAAAGAAUAAAAAUUUUUUUAAAAGAAGGAAAUGGACCUGUAACAGAACACUUAAAAAUGGAUUGUGUCUUUGAGAGCUGCCUUUUCCCAGUCUGUGCUGCAGAGUUAAGAAAAUGAGGGUAAAAAAGGUAGAAGGAAUCAAAACUUGGAGAUAACUUGGCUAAAGUGGGUAAUGGUGAGGCUGCUGAACCAAAGAGAGAGAAAAGAGAGAAAAAACACCAAAAAUAAACAAACAAAAAAGGGUUAGAUGAAUUAUUACAACUUAUAAAAAAUUUUCAAGUACUAAACUUUUCUCCCCCUUUUUUCCUGGGAUAUGUAUUUUUCCAUCUAUUGCUUAAUAACAUGGUUUCACAUUUAGAAGUAACAGGAAAAUGAGUAGCAAGAAGCAAGUCCAGAUAAAAUAGGAGGGUGGAUGAAAAGUAGAAGAUGAAAAAUAAUUGAAGAGAUAUUUGUGAAUGUGGACCUAAAGAGCCUCAGGAAAAUGUUGAUUCUCUAAGAGUAACAUUACAUAUCAGUUCUUGGGAUUUUGAUCCCAGGGUUUUCUGUCGCUUUGUUGUCAUUUCCUGUGAAGGUUAGUUUGGUUUACAGCAUAGGGUAUUUGGUAAAGUUCAGUUAAUGCAUUUUUGCACCAGAUGAGGUCUAUAUAAGACUUAGGAGCUUGGGAUGGCAAAUAUCUGCACAACUUGGUGCAAAUCAGUAGUCACAUGUGCCUGUUUUUGUUUUUUUUUCCCAGUUCUAGCCAAGUUCCUUGCCUGAGGUCUGAGAAGUGUUCAAGGGAAAAAAGGGACAAUAAUAAAGGUCUUGGGGACCAUACCCAAGUGUGGAAAAUCCAUGGAUCCUAUGGAUUUGGUGUCUUCCCACAGUUUUUCUGUAGGUUUUAAUUUGAAUAGUUUCCUUCCUUCCCCUUCCUUUUAUAAUUAUAUAUACAUUAUAUUUUUAUAUAAUGUAUAUGUGUACACACACAGGUCUGGGAGAAAACUUUAGAGGAAUCUUUCAAGGUGCAGGUGAAUGAGUUCAAAGCAGGCCACAUUGAGAUACAAACUUCCUUUCUCUGUCUCAAGGUGGGUACUAAGAAAGGAGAGGGCAUAAAAGGGGCCAAUAAAUGUGAAUAUUUUACCCCCAAUCUAGGAAGAUUGAGCUAAUGAGUCAGUCUAUUUGUCCUAUAUAUGAUCCUGACUAGGCCAGAUUAAACAAGUAGUUUGAAUAUUUCAAAAAGAAUCAUUUCAACAUUCAGGGAAAGUUAAAUUUGUAACAUUUUUAACAAAAGAAUGCUAGAUAUAUAGGUUUCCUAAAAUGACUCGAGUUUGUAUGUUUUAUAUUUUUAAAUGGCCUAGCAUUGUAUUGGAAUCCUCAGAAGAUAAUCUCAUAAGUUUAUCUGAACCAAUAUUGAAAAUUCUUGGGCUACUUUGCUUUUCUCUAUGCUUGGGGACUUGGGGACCUUGCACUGAGAAGAAGUAAUUCUGGCUUUUUAGUGGCCAUCACAACAGCUAGUAGGUUAUUUUUUAAAAUUGUAUUACAUUCACAUUAAGUAACCCCAGGAACAUAAGAAUACACCUAUCAUCUAGGAACCCAGUAUGAUUAGGCUUUGCCCAGUGUUGGGAUAUAUACUAAAUAGAUAUUAAAACAAUAACAGGUUACCAGAAAUAUAACUAAAAUUUUGAUAAUAGUAGGGCACUCAACUCUUUGUAAAUCUAUGAAUAAGAUACAUACAGUAUAUUAAAUGUUACUGGGUUAUAAGAUUUAAAUUUGGUGGUUACUCAGUGUUGCUUUCAUACCUCACACAUACAGCUUUUUAGCAUAGAUUUAUCUCAAGAGCCACCACUAUAGCACAUUUUGUCAGACAUAGCCUGACUCUCUCUGCCACCUGAGCCUUCAACAACUGGAAGUCUGGUGUGUACAAAUCCUGUUUAAAUAGCAGAGUUGGAUAUGCUUAAGCAUAUCCUUGGCCUCAGAGCAUUACUUUGGAUUUGCCAAUAAUAUUUAAAUCAUGAAGUCCAACUGGCUAUUACUAAAAGUUUAAAAUGGCACAAAUAUAUGGCUGCAGAAAGAUCAUGUGCAGUGAAAAUGUUUCCUGCUCUGGGAUCUGGGUUUAGGAGGACUCUGCUCAUAGUCAGAAUAUAGUAAGGAAACAAACCAUUGAAUUCUGCUUGAUUGUGAGGUCGUAAGCAACUUGCUGAGAUGUUCUGUGUUCCGUGUCACAUGCGUAAAGGGAAAGCAUUGCUCAUAAGAUACUCUUGAGCUGCUAGAGAGAUUGGUCUUAGAAUAAAGAAUACAAAUUACAUUCUGGGUCAAAGAAAAAGUUAUUUUUCAUUAACUAAUUUUGAAGUUUCCUUUGUCUUUUUUGUUUAUUUUUUAAAGAAGAAAAAUUCUUUCUUAAGACUAAGGACAUUUUCUUGCAGGAAAAUAUCUUGCAGUAAUCUGGAAGAUCAAAGUGCCUGAGUCACAAUUUUAAAUUUGGAAAUUCUUGAAUUUAAAUUAUUACUUUUUGUAAUUUUCUGGCCUUUGCUGACUCUUAAAUUCCUUCUUCAAAUUGUCCCCUGAUUUAUUGGGAAGGAUUGAUUAGCUCCAGCAUGUGUUAUUCUUUCCAGCAGCCUCAUAGCUUAUUCCAGGGAGCUUGGUGAUAAGGAAGUUGAAGUCUGUCAGGUAUAAUUUCUUAAGAAAUAGAAGGAAGUGAAAAUAUUUAUUGAAGUGAUUUUUCUUACACUUCUUUCUGGCUAUAGAGUGUGUCCUGUGUUGUAAGUUUACUUUAUUAGGGCAGCUAAAAGUAUACAAUCUCAUCACUGGCCUAAAACAUAUUUUUCUUUAUUUGUGCAUGCACGUGUACUUGUGUGUGCAUGUAUUUUGAAGGAAAUUUUGGCCAUAGCCCAGUUCCUGCCCUCAUAGACUAAUUAUGCCUUUGCUUAUAGGUCAAGCCAGUUUAACGUUUGUUUCCUAUAACAGUCUUGCAGCCCAGCAGCCCAGCAGCCCUUUCAUUCAUUGUCUGACUAGUGACUAUUGUGGGUAUCUUUUUUCUUAAGUACAUCAGGGCUAUAUGAGGAGACCAGUAGGUCACUCAUUGUUUCUUUACUCUAUUUGAAGCCAUUAUUAGAAAACUGACUUGAUUUAACAUAGUGUGGCUUCAAGUGGAGUUUAUUUUAAAACGUAUCACACUAUAUUCCUUCGAAUUGAUUCAUAUAUAAAUCUAUUGUUUUUCCUAAGACAUUCCCACUUCUCUAUUGAGACUUUUAUCCAAUACUGCUAUUCUCUCACUGUGUCAAAUUACUGAAGCCCUGGUGUCUUCUCUGUUAAACUUUGUUCACUUUUCUGUUAUGAGUCAUUUGGUUACAUACCAAUAAUGACUUAAUUAUACUCACUUUUAAAAUAAUUUUUUCAUGCUUCAGUUAUGAGUCAUAUUACCUGUAGAAAUUUGAUUAUACUUGACAUAAUUAGCUUAAGGGACUAAAAGGGAGUGGUGGUAUUGACUCAUUAUCUUAUAUAUGAUGUAACAAAUUUAAGUCCAAAGGCUAAAUGUUCUCUCAGUGCUGUAGGUUAAAGUAUACCUACCAUUUUCAUUAAGCCCUGUAGCCUUACUAUGUUAACAGUGGUUCAGCAGGCCAAUCUAGCAACAGGUUUUUUUUCUGAUGCUCAUAGAAUCCUAUGCUGAUCUUAUCAAUGUCCUCAUUCUUGAAGGCUCUGUAUACACAGUGAAUCAGACUUAACAAUAGUCAUCCUCAUAUUUUCCUUUCUUAAUGGGGUGCUGUUGGGAUAAGAAUCAUGUCACUAAUUAAAAAAAAUGGUUGUUACCCUUGGGAAAAGCCUUUCAUAUGGUUUUCUAUUUUAAAUACUUAAUUGCACUCUACCUUUUUCAGGCUGUCUAUAUAACAUCCACGGUCCUUUCUAGCUCUAAAUCUAUGAUCCUAUGAUCUUUAAUAAAUAUGAAGCUAAAGGACCAAAUGGAGUAAGUGGGUUAAUUUCACUUAAAGCAAGAGCAGGAAACCUUUCCAUCUUUGCCCCCUUUUGACCUAUUGACCCAUGAGGGAGAAAUUCAGUUUUACAAUCUAGCACAAAUCAAAAGCAACAAUGAAGUGCCACAAACAAAAUUUAAAAAUUUGUUGCCUAUUGUUAACAUGUUCUCAACUUCAAGUUCAUGAUUUCAUUAACUCUGUUCCCUCACUCCAUCAUCAGUACCUUUAAAGAAUUGAUAGACCACACACAUUAAAAAGUGUUUUUCUAAAAGUGCAUCUUUUAAAGACCUGUAUUUUUUUAAGGACUUGCCACUGGCUAGAUAAAAUCAAGCAGAGAAGGACAACCCCAGUCUUUGGGCCAUAGUCUUAGAGGAUGAUGCUACCAGUUUAAGUUUCUAACGUAAUUAGUAAAUGAUUUUCUCCUAAAAGGGAGAGAUUUUUUUUUUUUUUUUAUGUGCAAAGGUAUGGAUCCAUUUGUUCUUUACAAUGAUUUUUGAACCCUGUCAGUAGAGACUCCUUAGUUAACUUUUAGUAUUCAUUGUACCUAAUAAAAGAUGACUUCAACUGAAUGAAAAGUUCUUGUUCUUUUCAAACCCUUAAGUAAUAUUUUAAUAAUUGAAUCUUUUGCUUCAUUUGGAAAUAUGGGGCUAAGGCCGAGAUACGGUAUUAGAUAAUGAAAGGUAUGAUUUCUGGAAGAUAGUGAUACAUACUUACAGAAAUCAUACCCCACUUAAACUCAUCUACAAACAAAUUAUUGCUUCUGUAGCUAAUAUUUUCAUAUACAGCAGCACACAGCAGGCCCCCUUCCCAAAACCCCUGCUGUAUUUAAUUUAUGUAAAUUAAAAGUAGCACAUGUACUCUACAUACUGUCUUUUUAGGACACAGGUUCCAGUUAGCAUUCUUUGCCCUCACAAACCCCUCAAAGGAUUCUGCUCUUCUUACAUGGGUCAGGACUUUAACCCUAAAACUAAAAGUAAGAAUACUCUGAAACCGUGUACAAGAGACAGGUUUGCCAUAAAAUGAAAACUGUAAAUAUAGACAGACUGGUUUUAUUUGACUUCCAUUUUCCAGAAGAUCUGGAAUUGAAAGUUGCUUUUCCUAAGGGAAUAUUUGUUUCCUAUCAGUGCCUGCUCAGAGAUGAUUUGGGAGGAAGGGUUGACAUUUUGAGUUCUGUUUUGUAUAUUGUUUUUGCCAGUAUCUGCUUGAUAUUUUGAUUUAAAAUAAAAAAAAUUUUUUUUCAUA
This is a messenger RNA of Antechinus flavipes (yellow-footed antechinus), 9082 nucleotides long. RefSeq names its product glucocorticoid modulatory element binding protein 2 (gene GMEB2). NCBI's taxonomy places the organism in Eukaryota, Metazoa, Chordata, Mammalia, Dasyuromorphia, Dasyuridae. Bases 2299 to 3897 code for a protein of 532 amino acids. Gene Ontology annotation, molecular function: DNA-binding transcription activator activity, RNA polymerase II-specific; RNA polymerase II cis-regulatory region sequence-specific DNA binding. Gene Ontology annotation, cellular component: nucleus. Gene Ontology annotation, biological process: positive regulation of transcription by RNA polymerase II. The transcript is spliced from 10 exons. The record is from RefSeq and is a predicted model, not a curated record.